Molecule: messenger RNA, 783 nt
Organism: Suillus fuscotomentosus
Lineage: Eukaryota; Fungi; Basidiomycota; Agaricomycetes; Boletales; Suillaceae
Product: proline-specific peptidase
Exons: 4
Coding region: 1-783 (260 amino acids)
Biological process (GO): proteolysis
Molecular function (GO): peptidase activity
Source: RefSeq, a predicted model, not a curated record
AUGAAUAGUACCACGGGCACUGUCAACUUCAAAGUCGGUGACGAGACAUACCAAACCUGGUACAACGUCAUUGGUGACCUCAAUUCAGGCAAACGGCCACUUAUUGAUUCUCUAUACGGCAUCCCAGUCAUCUUCUACGAUCAACUCGGCAUCGGAAAAUCUACCCAUCUUCGCGACAAACCUGCCGAAUUCUGGACCCCAGAACUAUUCAUGGACGAACUCGACAACCUUCUCGUGCAGCUUGGUGUCGAGAGUGACUUUGAUCUUCUGGGGCACUCGUGGGGAGGGAUCUCUCCACCCUCGGAGCAACUGUGGGACGAGAGUAUGCUGGGAUAUCUGGAAGCUUUUCCGGUAGAGUUCAAGGAGAUGGUGUUGAAACAUGAGAGAGAAGGCACCGUCUCAUCGGCGGAGUACCAAGCAGCCAUCCAAGUUUUUAUGAACAAGCACACAUGCCAGACGAUACCCUGGCCCGAAGAGCUGGUUGCUUCGUUUGCUUCCGUGGAAGAAGAUCCCACCGUGUCGAAUGCCAUGUCAGGGACCGCACAAUUCCACUCGAUUGGUUCAUUGAGAACUUGGUCAGUGAUUGACCGCCUUCAUCGUAUUCCAUGCCCCACACUCGUCACGAAUGGGCCUGAAGAGGGAGCUCAGGACUACGUGAUUGCUCCUUUCAUCGAGAAAAUACCUAAAGUUAAGUGGGUCAGGUUCGCGAAGAGUCAUAUCGCGUUCUUCGAGGAUAGGGAUUAUUACUUCAAGGCAAUCGGUGAUUUCUUGAGGGUAGACUGA